CAAGGCCUAAGAAAAAGGAGAGAGAGCUGGGAAUGGAUAAGGGGAGGGUGGAUAUGUAUAUAACAGAACAAACCGUGCUUGGCUGUGUCAAGAACCGUCUCGUCAGCCAGUCUGUGAUCGCUUCGGUGAUGGAGCAGUCGGAAAGGGAAUGCAUCAUAGCUGCUUCUGAAGAGGUUUCUCAGCAGUUCAAAACCCUGAUUAACACCGAUGAUCUCGACAAGCUCAAGCAAUUACAGCACCUCAUAUUGGGAAGGUUACAGGACAGCAAUGCAGUCUUAUCACAUUUUAAUGAAUACUCAGAGCAGUGUUUUGCAGAGAUUUCUGGUGAUUUAUCAAAGAAUACACGUCUUUUAAGGUCCAUGAAAUCAGACCUUGAUUAUAUUUUUCAGAAACUAAGAAGCAUGAAAGGGAAGAUCUUGGCUACCUAUCCAGAUGCAUUUCCUGAUGGUUCGACAGAAAAGAUACUUGACCAAAGGCCAGAUCUGGAAAAGCUUCAGUAACACCAUCUAUGUCCGUUUGCAUUGGGCUAACCUGGACGAAGUUGCAACUCCAAAGCACAAUUGCUUGCCAUAGUAGCAAGAGUUCAAAUCUUCACCCCACGGCUUGGCGCCCCAAAAAUGUCCCACACAAUAGAAACCCGCCGCGUGUCCUCCCACACGCAUGCCCCCUCAGAUCGUGCGGAUCCAAAUUGAAAAUUUCCCCCCAUUCCUGCUCAUACUGUCUCUUGAGCUGCCCUGUGUUACCCGAGUCCCUGACCUCUGCACCUCCCUCAUCUGAGAUUGGCGAGAAUUCUGGCGUGGACGACUGUUCUGGUAGGCACACUAGAGGUACCUCCCAUCCCUUGUUUGUGGCUGGGGUGGUGGUGGCGGCGCUGGUGCCUGUCAUGGUGGAGGGAUCUGUCAAGGUGGUGGGAACGCUCUCGCAGGAGGGGCACAUGGUCAGGGUGGUCGCUGGGAGUUGCAUGUAGAAGGGGUGGGCUCUUUACUCCUGCAAACUCCUGUAACCUCCUGCAACCUCCUGUUCUCUUCCGUCAGUGUUUCGCAGCACGCUUUAAAUACUCGUACUCUACCUCCGUUUGCUUCAACUUCGUCCAGUAGACGUUUUUCAAGAAAGAAAUGGAAAUUUAAUGCAAGCCCAUUUUCUCAAAACAAGUUUUUAAUCAACUCCCACUUCAAUCAAACAUAUAUUAUGCACAAAAUAGGAAAAUUAUGAACAGAUGAAUACUUGGCUCUUCUGUUAUGAAACCAGAGACUUCUACUUGGCGAGGACAAAGGUUAAAUUGUUUCACAAGCGCAAAGUUUUUGUUUCUGCAGUAUUUGUAAAAUGAACCCUAUAAGUUAAGAAAUAGAAGAAACUACUCCUUUCUCCAUUUUUUCUCCUCAAUCAUGAGAGGGAUGGAGAAUACCUCCGGUAUGUGAUGUGUCUGCUGGAACGGUUGUCGAUGCCGGAUUUUUUGCCCAGCUCAGAUGGGGGAGGAGGUACAGGGGUCAGGGUUGGUUAAACUGGGCAGGUUGAGAGACCGAGUAUGAGCAAGAAUGGGGGAAAAUUUUUGUUUUGGGUGAAAUUUGGCACGGUCCUGCGGGGGCAGGACACGCGGUGGGUUUCUAUUGUAUGGGACGUUUUUGGGGUGCCAGGCGGUGGGGCGCAAAUUCGAACUCCUGUAGCAAUGCAGUAUUUGAUAUGUUCUGUAAAGACUCCUUGG
This is a messenger RNA of Nelumbo nucifera (sacred lotus), 1702 nucleotides long. The record is from RefSeq and is a predicted model, not a curated record. NCBI's taxonomy places the organism in Eukaryota, Viridiplantae, Streptophyta, Magnoliopsida, Proteales, Nelumbonaceae.